GCUUUACGAACGCAAGGUAUCCAACGAUGUCAGAACAUAAAGAGGUCAAAGUUGGCGGGGAGAAGAACGGCCAGACGCGCUUAGUGCCGACCAAGAAAGCCCCUCGCUUCUACCCUGCUGAGGACGUUCGUCAGCCAAAGAAAACGCGCAAGAUCGCUAAGCCUACCGCCCUUCGCCCCAAGAUCACCCCGGGCACUAUUCUCAUCCUCCUCGCCGGUCGUUUCAGAGGGAAGCGUGUCGUUUUCCUGAAGCAGCUCGAGUCCGGCCUGCUGCUCGUCACCGGCCCCUACAAAGUCAACGGUGUUCCCUUGCGGAGAGUCAAUCAAGCGUAUGCCAUUGCUACUUCGACCAAGGUGGACAUAUCUGGUAUCCAGAUUUCGGAGAAGCUAACCGAUGCGUACUUCUCCAAGGCCAAGGGCACUAAGUCGUUGUCCGCAGAGGAAGAAUUCUUUUCCGAAGGGAAGCCAAAGGCCAGGGAGGCAUACCCAGAGGAGAAGGUGAUUGAACAGAAGGAGUUAGAUACUGCCCUUCUAGCAGAGGUGAGGAAGACGGCCCACUUGGAAAAGUAUCUGAAGGCGUCAUGGGGUCUUCAAAAGGGUCAAUACGCUCAUGAGAUGGUUUUCUGAGUAUCAUAGGCAAUCUCUAGUCGUAUGAUUUAUGCCUUUGAUCAUCUGCAUCUCACAGAUGCGUUGAGUAUUGAGUGGCCAAAUUUGCAAUUCGAUCCAAC
Molecule: messenger RNA, 727 nt
Organism: Dacryopinax primogenitus
Lineage: Eukaryota; Fungi; Basidiomycota; Dacrymycetes; Dacrymycetales; Dacrymycetaceae
Product: 60S ribosomal protein L6
Exons: 3
Coding region: 27-626 (199 amino acids)
Biological process (GO): cytoplasmic translation; ribosomal large subunit assembly
Cellular component (GO): cytosolic large ribosomal subunit; ribosome
Molecular function (GO): RNA binding; structural constituent of ribosome
Source: RefSeq, a predicted model, not a curated record